AUGGCCAAUCAUCGAGACCCUCGCUUUCUGCACAACCUUUCCUACCACCCACGAUGGCAGCAUAACUCAUUAAAAGUGAAAAGAAAAAGGCAUAUGCGGACAGUGGCUUCAAACAUUUGCAAUGAACAUAGUCAGUUUAAAUCAUUAGAAUCUUUGUCAUCAAAACCACAGUUGCCAUGUUCCCCUGCGCAACGCUACAGGAGCUACCGGCCAAUCUGGUUUCUUCUUCCCUUACUCAUGGUCUCGUUUCUUCCCUGUCAAGCCUGGGCAGCCACUUUCAAGAUAGCCCUGGUUGGACCCUGGACGUGUGACCUCUUGUACUCCAAAGCCCUUCCUGAUCUUGCAGCGCGACUAGCCACUGCCCGCAUAAACAAGGACCCCUACCUCAACAAAGGCUACUGGUAUGACUACACACUGAUCAGCGAAGACUGCAAGUCAUCCCGAGCACUUGCUCGAUUUGCCGAACUGGAAGGUUAUGGUGCUGCCAUCCUUGGUCCGGCCAACCCAGGCUACUGCUCCUCAGCUGCUUUGUAUGCAAAAGAGUGGGAUGUUGGGAUUCUUUCCUGGGGUUGCCUCAAGCCCAACAUGGAAAAAGGAGGCAUGUAUCCCACCUACCUGCGGCCGCUACCUUUGUCCUCGCAUGUACUUUUCUCAGUCUUGCGCUACUUUCGUUGGGCUCAUGUGGCCAUCAUCUCAGAGGAGACAGACUUGUGGGAAUCCACAGGACAGGAGCUGGCCUCAUCACUGAGGGCCCUUGGCCUGCCUGUGAGCCCUGUGGUCACCAUGGAGGAUGACAAAGAUGGGCCUAGGAGAGCCCUGUCAAAAAUUAGAGAUGCAGACCGGGUCAGAGUGAUCAUCAUGUGCAUGCCCUCUGUCCUGAUUGGUGGACAAGCCCAGUACCAACUAUUGACAACGGCCUUGGAUAUGCGUAUGAUCGACCGUGGCUACGUGUUCAUCCCUUAUGACACCCUACUCUAUGCAUUACCCUACAAGGACUCACCCUACUAUAUGCUUGGCAAUGACACCAAGCUAAGGAAAGCCUAUGACGGAGUCCUUACCAUCACUAUGGACUCUGGAGAGCGCAAUUUCUACGAGGCCUUCAGAGAUGCCCAAGACAGCUAUGAAAUCCGUAGCAGCACCACACCAGAGCAGGUUUCACCAUUUUUUGGCUCAAUCUACAACAUGAUGUACUACACAGCUAUGGCUACUGAGCAAGCCCGCGAAAGUGGAGGUCGCUGGGUAACUGGUCACAUCCUGGGUGAAAGCAGGGGCAACAUAGAAUUUCAAGGCUUCAAUCAGCCAUUGAGGGCUGGCAAAGACGGUGAAGGCAUGCAGGCUAACUAUGUCGUCCUGGACUACAGUGGCAUUGGCUCCUUUCUCUAUUCCACUCACUCUCUACAGGCCAUGCACACAGACGGCGGGGUGGGCAGUUUGAAAUACCUCAGCCGUUCGAUUCAUUUUGCAGGUAGCACGCCCUACACAGACUCAGGCUGCUGGUUUAGCCCAUACUUUGCCUGCAGUGGAGGCAUGGAUACAGUCACUCUCCUCUUUCUUUUCCUCAUAUUCAUUGCAUUGUCCGGAUGUGGAAUGAACGUCUUUAUGCGUUACAAGAAAAUGGGCAGGGUUGGGUUUAGCUUUGGGGGUAGCAGUGGAUCAUCAAAGGUAGUCCUGACCCUUGACGACCUAGUCUUCAUCAACACUCAAGUCAGCAAACGGAAGCUCAAUGACGAUAGCAUCAUGAAAAGCCAGCUUGAUAUGAAGACACCACACCACUCAGUAUCCGGUCGCAGCUAUAUGGCCUCAACACCUGACAGCUCAAAUGUUGCUGUGUUCGAGGGGGACUGGGUUUGGUUGAAGAAAUGCCCCAAUGGAUCUGUAUCAAGUGUCAACAAUAGCACGGAGUAUGUCUUUGUUAGGCUAAGAGACAUGAGGCAUGAAAACCUGAAUCUGUUCCUGGGCCUGUUCUUUGACUCUGGGAUCUUUGGCAUUGUGACUGAGCAUUGCACCAGGGGCAGCUUGGAAGAUCUGCUCAGCAACGAUGAAGUGCGUCUUGACUGGAUGUUCAAGUCGUCCCUGCUAAUGGAUCUGAUACGAGGAAUGAAGUACCUGCACCAUCGUGACGUCAUCCAUGGACGCCUCAAAUCCCGUAACUGUGUCGUAGAUGGUCGCUUUGUAUUAAAGGUGACAGAUUACGGGUUCAAUGAAAUAUUAAUCGCCCAAAGCAUUGACAAUGACGACGAAAAGCCAGAGGAGCUACUAUGGACGGCUCCAGAGCUGCUGCGAAGUUCUAGCCAAAGGAGGCGGGGCACUUUCUCGGGAGAUGUCUACAGCUUCGCCAUUGUCUCACAAGAAGUCAUCUCUCGCUCUGCACCUUUCUGCAUGCUGGACAUGCCACCAAAGGAGAUCAUCAACAAGGUCAAAGACCCUCCUCCUUUGUGUCGGCCAACUCUGUCAGUGGAUGAGGCUCCGCUGGAUGUAAUACAAGUUUUGAAACAGGCCUGGAGUGAAGAGCCAGACAAGAGGCCUACCUUCGAGGAAAUCUUCAAACAGUUUAAGAGCAUCACAAAGGGAAAGAAGACCAACAUCAUUGACUCUAUGCUGCGCAUGUUAGAACAGUACUCCUCCAACCUGGAAGAUCUGAUUAGAGAGAGGACAGAGGAGCUGGAGGUGGAGAGACAGAAGACUGACAAACUGGUGGCACAGAUGUUACCAAAGUCUGUGGCUCAAUCGCUGAAGACAGGUAAGCCAGUCAAGCCAGAGCACUUCGGCGAGGUAACGCUAUACUUCAGUGACAUCGUGGGCUUCACCACCAUCUCGGCUCUCAGUGAACCCAUCGAGGUGGUCGACUUACUCAACGACCUCUACACACUUUUUGAUGCCAUCAUUGGACUGCAUGAUGUCUACAAGGUGGAAACUAUUGGAGAUGCCUACAUGGUGGCCUCAGGAGUCCCCAAUAGAAACGGCAACCGUCAUGCUGCUGAGAUGGCUAACAUGUCUCUGGACAUCCUCCACUGCAUCGGGACCUUCAAGAUGAGGCACAUGCCUGAACUGAAAGUCAGGAUCCGCAUCGGCCUGCACUCCGGUCCCGUGGUGGCAGGAGUGGUGGGUCUUACGAUGCCAAGGUAUUGUCUGUUUGGAGACACUGUCAACACAGCAUCUCGAAUGGAGUCCACAGGGUUGCCUUACAGAAUCCAUGUCAAUCAAAGCACAGUUGAUAUCCUGAAUGAACUGAAGUUGGGAUACAAAAUUCAAUGCAGAGGCAUGACGGAGUUAAAGGGAAAAGGUGUUGAGAACACAUUUUGGCUGGUAGGGAGGGAAGAUUUCACCAAGCCUCUUCCUAUUCCUCCAGACACUCAAGGGGGAAGCAAUCAUGGAAUCAGUUUAGAGGAGGUACCUCCUGAUAGAAGACAAAAAUUCCUGGACCGACAGAAGAAGAUGGGCUAGCAAGUCCCCCCCCAAUCCCAAAAUAAAAAGUGAGAUUUUUCAGAAAGGACCCACAGAGAGAAACAUAAAGGAGGGGUCCACAUCUCACUGCAGAGUACUUUACC
This is a messenger RNA of Labrus bergylta (ballan wrasse), 3548 nucleotides long. RefSeq names its product guanylate cyclase 2D, retinal (gene gucy2d). Gene Ontology annotation, molecular function: guanylate cyclase activity; adenylate cyclase activity; ATP binding. Gene Ontology annotation, biological process: protein phosphorylation; receptor guanylyl cyclase signaling pathway; intracellular signal transduction. The record is from RefSeq and is a predicted model, not a curated record. NCBI's taxonomy places the organism in Eukaryota, Metazoa, Chordata, Actinopteri, Labriformes, Labridae. Gene Ontology annotation, cellular component: plasma membrane.